AUGGUCGCUGUCGAGCUUAUUUUCUUUGAGACUUAUCUGCAAAACAUUAUGUCCGCGUGUCCAGCCUGCGACCAUCCUCUAAUACUGCCUCCUGACUUCGCAUACAUCGCUCUCAAAUUUCCUCGCAUCAGAGCCUCCCUCGAUUGUGAUCGCACAUUACCUCGCUGCAAAGAUUGCGAUCAAGCAGCAGCGGAGAAACGAGCCGCUGAUGCAAUCCUUCCACCACCAUAUUAUACCAAUCCAGUUGCGCAGAUCAAAAAACAAAUCGACUUGACACAAGAAUUGAUCAAGGCAGGAGUGCGGCGAGAAGAAUUGGGAAUGGAGCUUCCCGCUUUGAGGAGAGAAGGUGUAUUAAGGUUGCAGAAAAGAGUUGCAAAUAUACGAAGCGCUUGGCAUGAAUAUUGGGAGAUCUGGGGAUGGGACCAAGGGCAACCUCGACCAUGA
Molecule: messenger RNA, 444 nt
Organism: Sclerotinia borealis F-4128
Lineage: Eukaryota; Fungi; Ascomycota; Leotiomycetes; Helotiales; Sclerotiniaceae
Source: the annotation of a GenBank genome assembly